UUGAAAGUACACGAAUACUCAGUUCCAGCGAUGAAGUCAAAUGUAAAAGAAAAAACAUUUUUUUAAUUCCGGUGGUAAACAGAAAUGAUGUUGAUAAAUAGUGUAAAAAUGGUUAAGACAACAAUUAUCGUUUUACUAUUUUAUAAAAGGUGUUAUGCACACAUAGACGGUGAGAAGCUCGAGGAGGAAUGUAAGAUAGCGGAUAUCUGUCGGCACGACCAGGUGGCGGUGUGCGGGAUCGAUUCCUGCGGCGAAAUGAGGACCUUUAUCGACACGUGUGAUAUGCACGAAUUCAACUGCGACAGUAAAAAAGAUUUCGUUCAAAAACCAAGCCACGAAUGUUGGGUGACGUGCAAACGGGGAAGGAGUUUCAAAAAACCCACAUACAACGAGCACUGUGACAUCGAUAACUUCAUAAAAACGUAACAAAUAUCAACAUAGAGUUUUAUUAACAAUAAAUAUGAAACAAUAA
Messenger RNA from Manduca sexta (tobacco hornworm), 472 nucleotides. RefSeq lists its product as uncharacterized. The transcript has 3 exons. The record is from RefSeq and is a predicted model, not a curated record. Lineage: Eukaryota; Metazoa; Arthropoda; Insecta; Lepidoptera; Sphingidae. The coding region runs from base 85 to 426 and encodes 113 amino acids.